GGCUGCGUACACGUGGCUGAAACCAGUGCAGUGUGUCAUGGACUCUGUGGAGAGAGUGGUCAACUCGCGGGUGCCCGCGCUGCCCGCGGCCGACGACGACUCGGCGGCGGCCGCCGACGCCGAGGUCAGGGCCGCCGCUCGCCGCGUGACCUCGCUGACGCGCGGCGCCGCCAUGCCGACGGCCAACGACUGCCGCGUCUUCCUCUCCAGGGCCAACGCCAACCCUGGCGACUUCAGUUUGGCGCCCAAGCGGCCCGUCCUCUCCGGAUUCCUCGGUGGCGGGCCCAAAAACAAGCACCUUAGUGGACAGUUCUGCCUCGGCGGAGACACCAUGGAGGGCAUCAUUCAGUGUCUCGUCUUCCUCAAGGCCUUCUCGCUGGUUGGAGGGGAAUUCGACAUGGAACUCAACUUUGUGAUCCAGGACGCGCAAAACAUCCGUCACAUGCUGGAACUUCUGGACCACUGCCCGCCCAGUUUGCAGGCGGAGAUAUGGAGCGUGUUCAUCGCCAUCCUGCGCAAGAGCGUCCGCAACCUGCAGGCGUGCACAGAUGUCGGGCUAAUCGAGCACGUGCUGAUCCGGCUGUGUCGUGCCGAAACCGUGGUCGCAGAUCUGCUGAUCGAAAUGCUCGGCGUUUUGGCCAGCUACAGCAUCACCGUGAAAGAGCUCAAACUGCUGUUUGGCGCCAUGAAGGCUGUGAACGGCAAAUGGCCACGACAUUCCGCCAAGCUGCUCAACGUGCUGCGCCAGAUGCCGCACCGAACGGGGCCCGACGUGUUUUUCAGUUUCCCUGGCCGCAAAGGAUCGGCGGUCGUCCUUCCCCCUCUAGCGCGGUGGCCUUAUGAGAACGGUUUCACCUUUACCACUUGGUUCAGACUCGAUCCAAUCAACUCGGUCAACAUCGAGAGGGAGAAACCAUACCUCUACUGCUUUAAAAACAGCAAAGGCGUCGGAUACUCGGCUCACUUUGUAGGCAACUGUUUAGUGCUCACCUCGAUGAAAGUAAAGGGCAAGGGCUUCCAGCACUGCGUCAAGUACGAGUUCCAACCCAGGAAGUGGUACAUGAUCGCCGUCGUGUACAUUUACAACCGGUGGACAAAGAGCGAAAUCAAGUGUUUCGUGAAUGGCCAGUUGGCGUCGAGCACUGAAAUGGCCUGGUUCGUGUCCACUAACGAGCCGUUCGACAAGUGCUACAUCGGGGCCACGCCAGAACUGGACGAGGAGCGCGUGUUUUGCGGCCAAAUGUCGGCCAUCUACCUGUUUGGGGAGGCUCUGACCACACACCAGGUGUGCGCUAUGCACCGACUUGGACCCGGCUAUAAAAGUCAGUUCAGGUUUGACAAUGAGUGCUAUUUAAACCUCCCAGACAAUCACAAAAGGGUGAGUUUGGACGAUGAGAGUUCAGUAGAUAGUCCUGCAAGCAUGACUCCUGAGUUCAACCUUUUCACUGUUCUGUACGACGGCAAGCUAUCAAGCGCAAUCGUUUUCAUGUACAACCCCGUGGCGACAGACAGUCAGCUAUGCCUGCAGUCGGCGCCAAAGGGCAACCAGGCUUAUUUUGUUCACACACCGCACGCCCUCAUGCUGCAGGAUGUCAAGGCGGUCGUCACACAUUCCAUUCACAGCACCCUCAACUCUAUAGGCGGCAUUCAAGUAUUAUUUCCGCUCUUCUCGCAGCUUGAUUUGCCUUACGACGGCGGGCCCAACGCUGCUGAAUGCAAGAAAGACCCUAAUUUGUGUGCAAAACUCCUCGGCUUCAUAUGUCACUUGGUGGAGACGUCUCAGACCGUCCAGCAGCACAUGAUCCAGAACCGCGGCUUUCUUGUGAUCAGUUUCAUGCUUCAGAAAGCCUCUCGGGAGCAUCUGACCAACGAGGUGCUGAGCUCGUUCCUUGCGCUGACCAAGCACUUGGUCACCUGCCUCUCGGGGCACAGUGAGUUGCUGCUCAAACAGUUGUUUUGCUUCUCGUUCCUCACCUGGCAGCUGCUGGACCACGUGCUCUUCAACCCUGCCCUUUGGAUCUACACACCGGUGCCUGUGCAGACGCGACUCUACUCGUACUUGGCCACCGAGUUUCUCGCUGACACGCAGAUCUACUCCAAUGUGCGCCGCGUCUCAACCGUCCUGCAAACCAUGCACACCUUAAAGUACUACUACUGGGUCGUCAACCCCAGGGCCAAGAGCGGAAUCACCCCCAAAGGUCUCGAUGGUCCUCGACCACAGCAGAAAGACAUUCUGGCCAUUCGAGCCUACAUCCUUCUGUUUCUGAAGCAGCUCAUUAUGAUUGGCAAUGGAGUCAAAGAUGAUGAACUCCAGAGCAUAUUGAACUACCUUACAACCAUGCAUGAGGAUGAAAAUUUGCAUGACGUUUUGCAAAUGUUGAUUUCUCUAAUGUCGGAACACCCCUCUUCAAUGGUCCCUGCCUUUGACGUCAAGCAGGGGGUGCGCACAGUCUUUAAACUCCUCGCCUCUGAAAGCCAGUUGAUUCGCCUCCAGUCCCUCAAACUGCUUGGAUUCUUCCUAAGCAGAAGCACACACAAGAGAAAAUAUGAUGUCAUGAGUCCACACAAUUUGUACACUUUGCUAGCUGAAAGACUGUUACUUAAUGAAGAGACUUUAACAUUACCAACCUACAAUGUACUUUACGAAAUACUGACCGAGCACAUUAGCCAGCAAAUUCUUUACACACGCCAUCCAGAGCCAGAAUCGCACUACAGGCUUGAAAAUCCAAUGAUCCUCAAAGUGGUUGCUACUUUAAUUCGCCAGUCAAAACAAACAGACAACUUGCAGGAUGUGAAAAAACUAUUUCUAUCAGACAUGACCCUACUCUGCAAUAAUAACAGAGAGAACCGAAGGACUGUUCUGCAAAUGUCUGUCUGGCAGGAAUGGUUGAUUGCCAUGGCUUACAUUCACCCAAAGAACACCGAGGAGCAAAAAGUUUCGGACAUGGUCUAUUCGCUGUUCCGAAUGUUGCUGCACCACGCCAUCAAACACGAGUACGGCGGUUGGAGAGUGUGGGUUGAUACACUUGCCAUUGUGCACUCCAAGGUGUCCUAUGAGGAGUUCAAGCUGCAGUUUGCACAAAUGUACGAACAUUACGAGAGGCAGAGGUCGGACAACAUCACUGACCCGGCGGUGCGCCAAAUGCGUCCCAUAAGCACAAUUUCAGGCUGGGAGCAGCAGGCAGUGAAUGGGUAUCAGAGCUCACCGUCACUGCCUGACGAAUCGUUGCCUGCAAUCGAAACUGAUAACGAGUCGCCCAAGGAGAGGGAGAGCACCUCACAGGAGUGCCACUGCGACCUUGGUGAAAAUACUGUAGACCUUGCGACGUACCAGCAGGCCAUGAAAAUUCUGGAGGACAAGCAAAAUAAUGUUGCCUCCUUGGACACAAGUAGUCCGAGCGAGUUUGUCAAAUCGGAUGUUAUUGAAUCUGCAGGAGAGACGCUUAUCGAGGAGGCACCAAUUGAAGAGGCGCCGAAGGAGGCUGAGACUCUUGGAGGCGGCACAAGCACCGAGUCCUUGAAUGGAAGUGGAGAGAAGUCAAGGGAGGAGGUGGAAGAUUGUGUCUCUUCUGUGUCCAAAUCUCCUGCAAGUAGCCAGAGCCCUUCAAAGGAGCCGUCCUCUCCUGUGAAAGAUGAUGCGGAAGAAAAGGUGGAGGAAAUCAAAGAAGUCGCUGAGGUUAUUGAUUCAAUUGCAGAGAGUGGAAAAGAACAAUGUGAAAAGGGGGAAGAGGAGGCUCCACUGGAAACUGUGGAAGAGUCAAUUGCAGAGACAGCAGAAAAGUCAGUUGAAGAAGAGAUCGUUUCAAAAGAAGAAACAGAAGUCAUUGAGAGUAAAGAAAAAGAAGCAGCUAUCGAAGAAAUUUUAGAAAAAGAAGAAAUUGAAGAGGUAAACAAAAAAGCAGAUGCUCCAGCUUCACCAAAGGUCAAUGAAAAAGAGGAAAAAUUAGAUGAAAUUUCUGAAGUUGUUGGCGAAACUAAGCAAGAAAUUCCAGCUGAAAGUAAGGAGAGUGAAGUGGUUGAGGAGAAAGAGGAACCUGAGCCGAAAGAGCCAGAGGAGGAGGUUGAUGAAAGUAAAGAAAGCACAGAGCCACCUGCAGUAGAAGUGGAAGUGGAGACGCCGAAGGAAUCGCCUACACCGUUGCCUGAGUUGAACCAAGUGCCAAACCCUGAUGAUGCCAUCAGCUGUGAUACAUGUAAUAACCAAGAUGCAGUGGUGCCCAGUCUACCCUCUCCAAAUAGUGAUCUUGUAUUGCCACCAAAAUCAGUAGUUCUGCAGAAGGAGCAAGAAACAGAAGAGAAUCAAAAUGAAGAAAUACCUGAACAGGAACAGGUCUCUGUUCUGAAUGUAGAAGAGCCUGAAAAGGAAGCUUCGGCCAAGCGGUCGCCCCAGAAGCGCCCACACAGUUCGUCGACUGCAACCCAAGUUGAUCCUGUCCAUUUUGAUUCAAAGCGCUCAAAGUCAGCGUCCUCUGGCACAAGCAAAGGGCAAGGUGGCCGAACCAUGUUUAGUCCUGGGCCAACUCGACCCCCAUUCCGCAUUCCCGAAUUCAAAUGGUCGUACAUCCAUCAGCGACUGUUGUCUGAUGUUCUCUUUUCACUUGAGACUGACAUCCAAGUUUGGAGGAGCCACUCAACCAAAUCGGUGCUAGAUUUUGUCAACAGUGGCGAAAAUGCAAUAUUUGUGGUCAACACGGUCCAUUUGAUUUCCCAGCUUGCUGACAAUCUCAUUAUCGCCUGUGGUGGACUGCUGCCUCUCCUGGCUUCAGCAACAUCACCUAAUAGCGAGCUUGAUGUUAUUGAACCGACACAAGGAAUGCCUGUCGAAGUCGCUGUUUCUUUUCUGCAGAGGCUUGUGAACAUGGCUGAUGUACUCAUUUUUGCCAGUUCAUUGAACUUUGGCGAGCUGGAGGCAGAGAAAAAUAUGUCUAGCGGUGGCAUUCUUCGACAAUGUCUCAGACUGGUUUGUACCUGCGCUGUUAGAAAUUGUCUCGAGUGCAAAGAGCGCAGUCGACCAACAAUGCAGAACGCCUCUUCAUCGGUACUGCCAGCCGGAAGCAAAACGGCCCACUUGCACUCUCUUGUCCGUGGCCAAAAUUCACCAAAGAUUUCUGCCUUCAAGAGCAUGGCUGAGAGUAUGAAUUCGGUGGGUAGUCCUGUGAAAGACCCAGAAAAGUUGCUGCAGGAUAUGGACGUCAACAGACUGAGGGCCGUCAUAUACAGAGACGUGGAGGAGACAAAGCAGGCGCAAUUCUUGUCACUGGCAAUUGUGUACUUCAUUUCGGUGCUCAUGGUUUCCAAGUACAGAGACAUCUUGGAGCCUCCGACAACUCCACCUACACCCAGUCCAGCGCCGCUUCGCAGCAACGGCACCAGUUCUCACCACCUGCACUCGCAUUCAUCUCCAGAAUGCGGCGGGCGAUCGGGACGUCCCCUUUUCCCUCAGUGGUCCCACCACGUCCACCCUCAGUUCUUGCCCCCUCACCCUCACCAACCGCCUCCUUCCCGUUCCCAUCCUCGGCAAUACCUGCGAAAUCAUACCAAACUGCCCCCACACGUGAGGCACACUUACCGAAACAACAAUCGCGCGACAGGAGCAAUCCAUGGAGAGGACUGUGCCGAGGACAGCGAAUACGAAGUCAUUGUUGUUGACGAAAACAACUCCUCAGUCCUUGAUCAUGACUCGUCAGUGGCUUCUUCGAUCAAGGCUAGAGGGCGUUCGGGAUCUGCUCACAUUGCUCCCAUUGCUCACACUUAUGAUGUAGACUUGGCAGAAAGCGUGCGAUAUGCUCCAAUGAGACCUCGUGCUUUAUCUCAGCCGUUCGAGAGUGUGGAUACAACUGAGGAGACAAACUGCAACAUUCCCGAGCAAAGUCCCACCGAGUUGACCGCGCCUCCGCAGCAGCUGAAUGCGGAGCUCAUUGGUCAGGUGGACGAGAGCUGGACAGACGUCAACCUGAACGAGGAUGGUGACACCCUGAACAGAGAGGACCACCACAACAUGCACAACUUCUCACACUCCAACAGCAGUGAGUUGGUCGAGCAGCCUUGCGAGAGGGGUGACAAGUUGACAGCCGAAAUUUCGGUCGUCCGGGUGGUGCCUCACAACCCUGACGCCUCCAUGCUGCCCUCGACGGCGCGCCCUGAAGAGUUGCCCAUCAAGACUCUGGUCAACACUGACAACCUGCCAGUGCCCACACCCUCAAGGGAGGCGAGUCUCACCCAGAAACUGGAGACUGCGCUCAGCUCUGUGUGUCCUCUGCUGAGGGAAAUCAUGGUCGACUUCGCGCCAUUCCUCUCCAAAACUCUGGUCGGCUCGCACGGCCAGGAACUUUUGAUGGAGGGAAAAGGGUUGACAACCUUUAAGAACAGCAACUCCGUGGUAGAGCUGGUUAUGCUGCUGUGCUCGCAAGAGUGGCAAAACUCUUUGCAGAAACACGCCGGCUUGGCGUUCAUCGAGCUUAUCAACGAAGGCCGACUUCUUUCACACGCCAUGAAGGACCACAUUGUUAGGGUCGCCAAUGAGGCAGAGUUCAUUCUAAACAGAAUGAGGGCUGACGAUGUGUUGAAGCAUGCUGAUUUUGAGUCUCAGUGCGCCCAGACGUUGGUGGACAGGCGCGAGGAAGAGAAAAUGUGUGAUCACCUGAUCACCGCUGCCCGGCGCAGGGACAAUGUGAUUGCCAGCCGACUGCUUGAAAAGGUGGUCAACAUUUUGUCCAACAAGCACGGAGCGUGGGGUUUCAUGGACCCCAAGCAGGCCAGGCAGAGUGAGUACUGGAAGUUGGACGUUUGGGAGGACGACGCCAGGCGCAGGAAGCGGUUGGUGCACAACCCAUUAGGCUCGAGUCACCCCGAGGCCACAUUGAAAGCUGCCCUCGAACACGGCGCCCCCGAGGAUGCGAUCCUGCAGGCCAGGGAAGAAUUUCACGCUCACCUGGCCAUCUCUAGAUCGCAGCAGCAAACUCUCACAUCAUCAGACUUGCUUGAUGACUCCGAACUGGCAGCUGAUGACCGAGACUUAGAUUGUGAUCUCACUGGUCCGAUCAACAUAAGCACAAAAGCAAAACUGGUUGCUCCGGGCAUAGUUUCCUCUGGCAUGGUGUCGAUAACCAGCACCGAGCUUUACUUCGAGGUAGACGAGGACGACCCUGAGUUCAAGAAGUUGGAUGCUGAGGUGCUCAAGUACUGCGAUCACCUCCAUGGCAAGUGGUAUUUCUCCGAAGUGCGGGCCAUCUUUGCCAGGCGCUACCUCCUGCAGAACACGGCCAUCGAGAUCUUCCUCGCGAGCAGAACGUCGAUCAUGUUUGCCUUCUCUGACCAAACCACUGUGAAAAAGGUGAUCAAGGCGUUGCCCAGAGUCGGCGUUGGAAUCAAAUAUGGCAUUCCGCAGACCAGGCGUGCAUCUAUGAUGUCCCCUCGGCAACUGAUGCGAUCCUCCAACAUGACACAGAAAUGGCAGCGGCGGGAAAUCUCCAAUUUUGAGUACCUCAUGUUCCUCAACACCAUUGCCGGUCGCACCUACAACGACCUGAACCAGUACCCCGUUUUUCCCUGGGUGCUCACCAACUACGAGUCGGCUGAACUCGACCUCAGCCUGCCUUCCAACUACAGAGACCUGUCCAAGCCGAUCGGCGCCCUAAAUCCCAGCCGCAGAGCCUACUUUGAAGAGCGCUACGCCAGUUGGGAGCACGACAGUAUUCCUCCGUUCCAUUACGGAACUCAUUACUCGACAGCUGCCUUUGUUCUAAAUUGGCUCAUCCGAGUGGAGCCGCUGACGACCAUGUUCCUGGCGCUGCAGGGUGGAAAGUUUGACUAUCCAAACCGAAUUUUCCAUUCGAUAAGCCAGUCGUGGAAAAACUGCCAAAGGGAUACUUCAGACGUCAAAGAGCUCAUACCUGAAUUCUUUUUCCUGCCGGAGAUGCUGACCAACUCCAACAACUUCAAGCUCGGUCAACACGAGGAUGGCUCAUCAGUCAGCGACGUCCAACUGCCACCCUGGGCAAACUCACCUGAGGAAUUCAUCAGGAUCAACAGAAUGGCCCUUGAGUCGGAGUUUGUGUCCUGCCAACUUCACCAGUGGAUCGAUUUGAUCUUCGGCUACAAACAACGAGGGCCUGAAGCUUUGAGAGCCACAAAUGUCUUUUACUACCUGACUUACGAAGGCAGCGUUGACUUGGAGUCCAUCUCUGAUCCCGUGAUGAAGGAGGCGAUUGAGAACCAGAUUCGCAAUUUUGGCCAAACGCCUUCUCAACUUUUGAUGGAGCCGCAUCCUCCUCGCAGUUCUGCAAUGCACUUGUCUCCAAUGAUGUUCUCCAGCAUCCCAGACGACGUUUGCAUGAGUAUGAAAUUUCUCUCAAAUUCGCCGAUCUGCCACAUCUCAGCCAACACGUAUCCGCAACUGCCACUGCCCUCAGUUGUCACUGUGACCGCCAACCAACACUUUGCCGUCAACCGCUGGAAUCCAAGUUACGCAGCCUCUGUCCAGUCGCCCAGUUAUGCUGAAACGCCUCAGGUCACAGCCACCAACUUGCCGCUUUCCAUGGACCCUGUCCUUUCACAAUCUACGAAUAGCUCAAGUCCUGCCCUAAAACGCCACCUUGGUGACAACUUUAGCCAGAAAAUUCGAAUCAGGUCAAACUGUUUUGUAACCACAGUCGACAGCCGAUUUUUGGUUGCUUGUGGAUUCUGGGACAACAGUUUUAGAGUUUUCUCAACAGAAACAGCCAAAAUCGUGCAAAUUAUCUACGGUCACUACGGAGUGGUGACCUGCCUGAGCCGAUCCGAGUGCAACAUCACAUCAGACUGCUACAUUGCGUCUGGUUCGGCUGAUUGCACUGUUCUUUUGUGGCACUGGAACGCACGGACUCAGACCAUAGUUGGAGAAGGAGAAAUUCCCACCCCCAGGGCCACCUUGACCGGCCACGAGCAACCAGUGCUCAGCGUCGUCAUCUCUGCUGAACUGGGCUUGGUUGUCUCUGGGUCAAAGAGUGGCCCUGUUCUGGUGCACACCACUUUUGGUGACCUGCUAAGAUCACUGGAGCCCGGGGUGGGCGCGAACUCACCUGAGAACAUUGCCAUGUCUCGAGAGGGUCUGAUUGUGGUCAACUACGAAAAAGGUCAUGUGGCUGCCUUCACUGUCAACGGCAAACGACUUCGACAAGAAGCUCACAAUGACAACAUUCAGUGCUUACUUUUAAGUCGAGACGGAGAAUAUUUGAUGACUGGCGGCGAUAAGGGCAUCGUUGAAGUUUGGCGAACCUUCAACCUGGCCCUUUUGUACGCUUUCCCUGCCUGUGACAGCAGUGUCCGCUCACUGGCACUAUCCCACGACCAAAAGUUUUUGCUGGCGGGAUUGGCAACUGGCUCAAUUGUGGUGUUUCACAUUGACUUCAACCGUUGGCACCACGAGUUUCAGCAAAGGUACUGAGUCACUCUGUUAGAGCUCAACACACUGGUGGAGUGUUUUCCUUCUCUUCGUUUCCCUAGCAGCAAUGGAAUAAAUUAUUGAAAAUCGAGAACUCGUUAAAAAAAACAGCAAAAAUUAUGAAUACCAAUUUGUAAAAUCAGCAGACACCUCGAACUUCCAUAAAAGUGUGUGAAUAGUAGUGUGUACUUAAUGAGGCGUGCAGAAUACGUAUAAUAAAUAAUUGUACAUUCCAAAAUCAUAAAAAAGAAACAGCAAAAAACAAUUUUGUAUUGUGAGACAAAAGAAAAAAGUGAAAUGAGCAACUAAUUGUAAGCAAAAGAGAGUAUUUUGUACCAAUUUUAAUAUAACUACCUAAUUUUUGUAAGCAUUCCAAUUCUGUGAUUUUGCUUGAUACGAAAAAUUGUCUUUGCCAUAUGUACUCUUCAAUUUGCAAAAAAAAAUCACACACUGUAAUGACAUGCAUCAUGGAUUUUUAAAAUUUUUGACAACUGCCUUUGAUGAUCAUUAAUGCAGAAUUUUUCUCUCCUCCUCCUAAAGACACACUUCGUGAAAUUUUUUUGCUUGGCUCCUAGUCUGACCAAAACGGUUAAAAAAUGUAAAAAAAAAAUAUUAAGAUCAGAUAAAUUUUUGCAACAGUGCGCAUAAGUUUUAGAAUUUAUGAAACAGUUCAAGUAAACACCACGCUGUAAAUAUAAUAAUUGUUGAAACAAAA
Neocloeon triangulifer is the source of this 10136-nucleotide messenger RNA. RefSeq names its product neurobeachin (gene rg). The transcript has 48 exons. Lineage: Eukaryota; Metazoa; Arthropoda; Insecta; Ephemeroptera; Baetidae. Gene Ontology annotation, cellular component: cytosol; membrane. The coding region runs from base 38 to 9424 and encodes 3128 amino acids. Gene Ontology annotation, biological process: intracellular protein localization. Gene Ontology annotation, molecular function: protein kinase binding. The record is from RefSeq and is a predicted model, not a curated record.